AUGGACCUUGUGGAAGACUUGCAUUGCUUGAUGAAGAGAUACGGGGAAGAUGUCAAAGUCUUUUUUGAAUCUGGAUUUGAGUUUAUCUUUCUUUUGAGGUUAUUAGUUCCGGAAUACUUGAGUGAUGCUUCCACGUCAUUGAGAUUAAGAUGGAGCAAAGAGAAUAUCAAAGUUUCUAUUGAGCCGGAGAAUGGUUUAGAUAAUAGCGAAGGAUUAAUACUUGAAGUAUUGAACGAGAAGGGUGCUUCUAAAAAGAGAUCCUUUGGUUCUAUAUUAAAGGCCAUAAAUGAAUUUUUUGACAUUGUUGAGAUACAUGAGGAUGAUGCUUCAUUGCAUAGCAUCAGCUCUGGAGAACAAGCUCUUCUGUCUUCUAAGUUGGAAGAAGAGUAUGUUGUGGGUGAUGAAUUAGGUAGUGGGGCUUUCGGGCAAGUGCUCAAAUGCUUUAACAAAUUGGACGGCGAGGAGUACGUAAUCAAAGUGGUUAGUUUCACUCCUGAGGAAGAAGGGGAUUCCUUAAGGAAGGAACUUGAGGCAAACCGGACAUUUGAAGAUACUGAAUGGGUGAAGAUUUUGAGAGAGUUAGCCAAUGGAUUAAAUUUCAUUCAUCAACAAGGUAUAAUUAACCGGGAUCUUUCCCCAGAUAACAUUUUUCUUGAUAGCAACGGUGUUGCUAAGAUUGGUGAUUUUGGAUGUGCAAUCAUGUUAGGUCCUGGAGAGGUAAACGUGGAGAACCCGAAAGGUGGAAAGGUCAUGUACAAGGCUCCAGAAUUGUCUGAAGGGUCAAAAUUAGAUAGUAAGUGUGAUGUGUUUUCACUCGGGGUGAUAAUGUUCGAGUUGGUUUACCCGAUGCAAGGAUUUGAUACACAAAAGAGGGUUGGGGUACUCAAAGAUCUCGGACGUGGUGUGCAACCGGCAGAUUAUGUUCACGGUACCUUCCAUGAUGUACUCAUGAUGUUGCUUACAGGUGAUCCGGACUUGCGUCCUUCAGCACUUGAUGUGAUCCGCACAAUAGAUUUAUUAAACCAGAAUGUUGAUUACUGAUUCAUAUAUUUGUGGAGCACGGUUCAAAAGUUGAUGGAGG
Molecule: messenger RNA, 1081 nt
Organism: Oldenlandia corymbosa var. corymbosa
Lineage: Eukaryota; Viridiplantae; Streptophyta; Magnoliopsida; Gentianales; Rubiaceae
Source: the annotation of a GenBank genome assembly